UGCUGACACCGCAGUUCGGGACGCAUAACUGCUGGUUCAACAACAAGUGGGGCCUUGUCAUGUUCUUCACCUUCCCGUCCGGCCUCGUCGUCCUCUUCAACAUGGUGCUCUAUGGGAUCUCCGUCUACGACAUCUACAGGCAGCACACGUCAGGCGAGUUCGCCUCGUCGACCGUGAGGAAGAACGGACCAGCCGAGAAGAAGAAACGCGAGAGAGAGAGGGAGACGUUCCUGAAGAAGUCCGCCACGGACGGCACGGAGACCACUGCCCCGAAGGACAAGAGCAGUGAUGAAAGCGACACGAGCCGGUACGCGGACCGCAUCAAGGAGCGGAUCCAGAGGAGAAUCCAGGCUCACAAGAAGCAGCGGAUCCGUCUGGUCCUCUACUGCAAGCUGGCUCUCAUGAUGGGCAUGACGUGGAUCUUCGCCUUCGUCUCCAUCCACACGCAGUCGCUCGUCUUCGAGUACCUCUUCAUCAUUUUCAACGGGCUUCAGGGAACCUUCAUCUUCAUUGCCUUCGACUGCAAGCAGAAGCAAUGGGACGAACUCAAGCAAAGGUUCAGAGGAGAGACGGCCUUGCAGAGUGGAGCCAAGUCGUCCUCAAGUACGAAACAAACGUCAAUGACGAUCUCGUCAUCAGGAGGUCACUACAAGUACCGUUGGUCUUCCAAUCAACGGCAACAGGACAGGGCUACUUGGUACUCAUCCAACGCACAAGAACAGGCAUAAUUCGACGAAAUCGAAUCAUUCGUGGUAUGACACGAAAGAAUAAAUAACUCUAGUAACUGGAGAUACACAUACUCCCAAGUGAUUAGAUAACUAAAUUUUCUGGAGAUUAUAUAUAAUCUGAAGGGCUGACAGUUAAGCCUGGUUAUCUGAAUAAGGAACCUGAUUAACUACAAACUAACCAUAAUACGACGUGAAAUAAUGAAAAUGGGUAACUACCGGUUAUCCAUUCCAAUACUCAGCUUCCAUCCUUGGCCAUGCAUUAGUCUGUAAUCUGAAAGAUGUCGAUUGUGUGUAUAGUAUAGUGUGUGUGUGUGUGUGUGUGUAUGUGUGUAUAU
Molecule: messenger RNA, 1063 nt
Organism: Penaeus indicus
Lineage: Eukaryota; Metazoa; Arthropoda; Malacostraca; Decapoda; Penaeidae
Product: adhesion G-protein coupled receptor G6-like
Exons: 1
Coding region: 60-728 (222 amino acids)
Biological process (GO): adenylate cyclase-activating G protein-coupled receptor signaling pathway
Cellular component (GO): plasma membrane
Molecular function (GO): G protein-coupled receptor activity
Source: RefSeq, a predicted model, not a curated record